Molecule: messenger RNA, 1348 nt
Organism: Penaeus vannamei (Pacific white shrimp)
Lineage: Eukaryota; Metazoa; Arthropoda; Malacostraca; Decapoda; Penaeidae
Source: RefSeq, a predicted model, not a curated record
CGCGAGGAAAGGGUUGAGGUCAAACCGGCGCCGCUCCUGUCCUUGAUUGUCUUCUCUUGGGUCACCAUGGCGCUGAUUAUACAGAUAUUGUGCGUUUUGGUGACGGCGGCGGCGGGUAUGGCGGCUGAAGUGCCGAUUACGAUCUUCUGGCCUUCGGACCCCUUUCGCGACGCCAACAGCGACACCCCCGCCACGCCUGAUGGGGGCGUCCAGGAUGAGGUCGUCACCACUUUAGGCCCGAGAGAUACGGGCUCAGAGAGUGGAGCAGACGUGCCCGAGGAUACGACAGAAGCUUCUGUUUCAGUUACGGUUCAAGACGUCAGCUCGGACCUCCUGAAGAUCGAAACGCCUCUGGAACAAGAGCAAGAACUAGCUGAAAGUGAAGCAGAUCUGGAAGUGAAUCCAAUACCAAAUAUGUUGAGAGAUGCUCUGACUCGUUCUGGUCUCAGCCCUGCAGAAGACGACCCUCUGCUGGCCGAAGCCAAAAAGCAAUACAUUUCAACCUGGAACUUGGAAGCCUUGAAGCAAAACGCCCCUUACCUCAUGAUAGACCAGGUUUGGCCAGAUUUGGGAAUGGUGUACAUGCCAGCUGUGAAUCAGAUGACUGCCAAGGUCCAAAAGUCAAAGUUGGUUAAGGAGGCAGCCCUAAGACUCAAGAGCAUAUGGGAGGAUGUGAACCAAGGCGAGACUUCAGCCAUUACCCAGGAGGGAAGUAUGUUCGAGGCCCUCGCCGAGUUCUUUAACUCGUGGAAUGUGUUUGCUCGCGACGGGCUGAGGCCGGGCGGCGAAGCGAAUUCCGACAGCGGAAACCCCACGCACCGGGAUGGACGGCCGUCGGAUAAGGGACCAGUCAACGUGAACCAAGGCAAAAUUGAGUAAAGGUAUACCUGUCUGUAUACCACGCUGACUAGUAAACCUUACCAGAUAGCUACCUAUUUCCAUAAACUUGCAGUUGUUUUGCUAUGUCUAAAGGCUUUACAAAAGUUGGCGCAUUUUUUCAAUUUUGGGAGUCAAUUGGAAGGUGAGAAUUUCAUGAAAUGUUACAUUAUUCUGUUAACUUUUUUCGCAAGCAAACUUUUCCCCCCACCGAUCUUUUAAAGGUAGAAUUCUUAAUGCUAGCUGUGAUACUUUUGAUAGGGUUGGCAUAUCAGUUACUAGGAAAGGCAGUAUCGGAUGAUAGAUUGAUACUAAGAAUACUGCAUUGUUAGAUGGUUUUGCUAUUUAUUGACAUGUUUUGUUACCAGGGGAGAGCUUUUCUCUCAUAUUUGACUGCUGCAUUAAUUUCGUAGCUAAUAUUUAUUAUCGUUAAUUGAUGCUUGUGUGUGAAAUAAACAGUAUCAGUUUUCAA